Messenger RNA from Petromyzon marinus (sea lamprey), 7916 nucleotides. RefSeq names its product rabenosyn, RAB effector (gene RBSN). NCBI's taxonomy places the organism in Eukaryota, Metazoa, Chordata, Hyperoartia, Petromyzontiformes, Petromyzontidae. The record is from RefSeq and is a predicted model, not a curated record. Gene Ontology annotation, molecular function: metal ion binding.
GUGUGGCGGGCGGGGGCGCCUUCCCCUUGACUAACACGGCCGCAGAUUUGUCUCGACGACGACGACGAACCACCGCGCCGCCCUUUUACCCAAGCGGGCAAACUCGUCGCCUGUACACCCGCGAGCCAAUCGGAGUGGUGGUUUGCCGCCUUGAAGUCCGCACGCAGCUCGGCCAAUGGGACGUUGGGUUGACGUUGGGGGUGGACUAGUUGGUGAUACAAUCAAUUCGAAGUGCGACGGAAUCGCCAAUCGUUCAGAUAUUAGCCAAUCAAAAAAUGAGGGGGGGGGGGGGACCGUGUCACGCGACGCCAUACGACCCAAUGGAAUCACUCGAUCCGUGAAUCGAUUGGGGAUGGUUCGACACGACGAUUAACCCGCUAGUUCACGAUCGACUUUGAGCUGGCUUUUGCCGGGAAUCGGCUGAGCGGAAUCGAUACGAUUUAGCGUCGAUUCACGAUUCCGCGAGAAGCCAUAUACGGGGGGCCAACAUCAUCACCGAUCGCAUGUUUGCUUCUGGCUGUCCCGAUUUGUUGCAUUCACAGGCGCCGGGGGUGAAACGACGACCACCACCACCACCACCCACAACCACCCCCCACCCAGAGCCACCUCCACACCCAACAACCUGUGCCCCCUUCCUCGCCGCGAUUGGCCGAGUGCGGGGAUCCAAUCGGAUGCGCCGACAUUGAGGGACUCGCGGGCCCCCACCCCGGACAGGAGUUGCGAGCUCCGUGGUGAGGAAUCAAAACAACAGGCGGAUUCCGCUCCCGAGUCGUCGGGUUCGUAGAGGCGACGGUCAAGUUGGGGGUAUAGGGGGGGGUAGCGAGGCAGCGGCUGCUGCUGCUGCGGUGCUGGGUCCAAAGCGUGGCGCUGGGCGGUGACGCGAGGGCGGGCAGCGGGGAGGGCGACUCCGCCUCACGCAAUCAAAGCAGAGGGAGCAGCAGCAGCAGGUUACCUCAGUCCGUCUGCUGCCGGCUAGCACCUGGUGCCCCCCCGCAAGGAGAGAGGAUCCACCUCUACCGGCCGUGAGAUGGGGGACACGGACGGAGACACGGGGCCCGAGAUCCGAGAGGGCUUCCUGUGCCCCAUGUGUGUGCGCGACUUCCCCUCCGUGUACCAGCUGCAGGCGCACUACGAGGACGCGCACUCGGAGGACGACCGCCACGUGGUGCACCACAUCAAGAAUCUCCUCGGCAGAGCGAAGAGCAAGCUGCUGAAGAGGGACGAGAAGGUGGACCCGGGCACAGAUGGAGGAGCUGACUCGGUGGCAGCAGCGGUGGUGACGACGGGAGGCAUUGACACGUGGAUGUGGGAGCCCCAGGAACCCGGUUUGGAACGAAGUCACUUGGACGACUUUAAGAGGGUGAGGGCGGCUCGAAUUGACCGCUCCGUCAUCGAGAUGAACAGGCUACUCAUCCGCCUAGAGAAGCUGACGUCGUUUGAUCGCGUGAACACAGACCCGGCCAAGAGGAAAGCGCUUGAGCGGUUGGUGGUGACGUGGGUGAGCGACGAGGACGUGCCGUGCUGCCCCGACUGCGGCCGCGGAUUUUCGGUGACGAGCCGCCGCCACCACUGCCGGCUCUGCGGCUCCAUCAUGUGCAAGCGCUGCACGCACUUCCUCACCGUCGCCUUCGCCGACAAGCUGACGAGCGCCAACCGCGUAUCGACCUUGGCUGGAUCAACCGCGUCUCUGUCGGCGGCCUGGUCCGGUGGCAGUGCCGCCGGUGCCAAGGCAGCUGGCCGGCCCGGCGAGGGCGGCGGGCACCGGCGGCGCGGCAGCACCAGCAGCGUGGGUUCGUUGCUCCUGGAGGACAAGGACGACGAGCGGGUGCGGUGCUGCCGGCACUGCCGCGAGGCGCUGGUGCGGCACGAGCACCAGAUGGACGAGCAGCACCACCAGCCGGCCAUCGUGGCGCUCUAUGAGAAGCUGCAUCAGAGCACGGUGAAGGUGGAGCAGCUGGCGCCCGAGUACGGCAGGAUGGCCGACUCCCUGAACGCCGGCGAGACGACGUACACCCUGGACCAGGGCAAUGCGAUGCGCAUGGAGCUGAUGAAGCUGUACGAGCUGGUGGAUGUCAUCAGCAAGAAGAUCCUGAACCUGGGUGUAAAGGAUGACCCCCCCCCUCAUGCCAAGGCACUGAAGCUGCAGAAGAUGAUUCGCUACAGCGUGAGCCUCUUCGUGCAGGAGAAGCUGCUGGGGCUGCAGUCGCUGCCGACGGCCGAUCGCUACGAGGAGCUGAAGGAGGGGCGGAGGCGUGAGGCGGAGAGCCGCGUCAUGCAGGAGAGACAGACUUCGCUCGACUCACAGCAGCAGCAGCGCCAGCAGCAGCAGCAGCAGCAGCCCCGGCGCCAACGGCCCGCGGUGGACAGUGCUACCGGGUGGCUGCCCGAGAGCGGUGUGCCGGCGUCAGGCAUGGAAGGACACGGUGGCCCCAUCGGCGAGUUGGACGACCCACUGCUGCAGCAGAUCGCCAACAUCCGCAGCUACGUGCGGCAGGCGGUGGCGGCGGGGCGCGUGGACGAGGCGCGCACGCUGCGUGAGAACCUGCAGCAGCUGCAGCAGGAGUACGAUGCGCAGCAGAUGGAGCUGGCGCAACGGGUGGCCCUGAAGGCCGAAGAGGACGAGGAGUUCCAGGCUCGCCAGCUUCACCUCCUCCGGGAGCGCAGCCACCGUGACAGCCCCGCGGGGUCACCAGCGAGGUCGCAGGGGCACGACCCCGCGGGGUCACCAGCGAGGUCGCAGGGGCACGACCCCGCGGGGUCACCCGCGAGGUCGCAGGGGCACGACUCCGCGGGGUCACCAGCGAGGUCACAGGGACACGACCCCACGAUGGGGUCACCCGCAAGGUCACAGGAGCACGAGCCCACAAAAGGGUUGUCCGUAAGAUCGCGUGGGGAUGGUGCCACCGCCACAGCCCUGGCACCGUCACCGUCGCCAAGGCCGGAAACCGCACAGCCGGAACCCAUGGUCCGGGGACAGCCGGAACGACCAUCACCGCCCGGCGGCCCCUGGCAUGACCUCUCAUCGCCGACCAAGAUGACGAGACAGCAGCACCCGGUGAAACGGCAGCAGCAUCAGCAGCAGAGCGGAGCGAUCGGUGUUCCGUGGCAAACGACGGCCCAGGUUCACGCAAGCUCACACGACGCAGGACCCCGGGCCGGCGCCGCCCUCGCCAACUCCGGCUCCUCCAUCCCCUCCUCGGCGGCAGCAGUGGCGUUACCGCCAGGCUCUCGUACGGCGCAUGCCACCGCCUCCUCCUCACUGCCAGCACCUAAACCCUCCUCGCUCAACCCGUUCGAGUUGGACGAGGCAGACGGCGUCGCCGGCGGCGGAAGGAGGAAGCGGGGGUCAUUGGCGGAACCGAUUCCGGUUCGGGGCUCCCCAGACGGGAACCCCUUCGCCCAGACACCGUCCCCAAAGAAAACAGGUGCCGGUCGGCACGAGGCGCCCAAUGGGAGCGGAAACCCAUUUGAGGAGGAGGAAGUCGGUGCCAACGGCCGGAGCUCGCUUCGCCCUGACGAGUCCCCAAAACCGUCACUGGCAAACCCGUUUGAGGACGACGCCACCAACCCCUUCCACCAGGACAACUCGGGGCGGCGACAUGGAGCCAAGCCAGUCGCCAGCAGCAGCAGCAACCCCUUCGAGGUGGACGACAAUGGUGAUGAUGGGCGCGAUGGCGCUGGUAACGUCGGCGCCAUCGACCCCGAGCUGCUGCGCCAGCAGAUCGACAACAUCCGGGCGUUCAUCUUUGACGCCAAACGCGGCGGGCGCUCCGAGGAGGUGGCCGCGCUCACGCAAAACCUGCGCGAGCUCCAGCAGGCUCUGGUUCUCUCCUCUCGCCGGAUGCCAUCGGUGGCGCCGCGGGGGACCCUGCCCUGACCGACCAACGGUGCCACUCCGUUCUAGCCACUGCCCGUCCGGUCGGGCGGAUUCCAUCAUUUUCUGUCAAGGGCUUAAGUGCACUCGGGUGGCAAAUGUUGGAUGUCUGACCAGGACGCCGAUGGGGGGGGUGUCCGAUCGCCGUUUUGGUGUUCCACUUAACACGGCCCGUGGGAAAGCUGCCACUUUCCAAUCUGGCACCUGGACGUCCGCUGGCAUCCCGCCACGCCGGCCGGUACGGUGGAGUGGAGACAACGCUGGUUUUAUUGCGGUAGGCGCUUGGCUAAGUUUAGUUUUUUUUGCGAUAUGAGAAUGCCAAGUUUGGCCUUAGGCUGGCUUUUUGGACUUGAUUGCCUGGCUUGUUUCAUGGGGUGGCGUAACAUUCCCAUCGAGCGGAACCCAUCUAAGCUAAGCAAUUUGAUGCCGGGAAUGUAACAUUAACGAUUGUGAUGUUACCGUCUGGAACCAUGCGUUACCGUUGUGUUUUAUCGCCAGGGCUCAGUAUUUUCCGGGUCGCUAGUAGAGACUUGGAGUAGGUGCCACAUGACUGGUAACCACCACAGCCAUUGAGUGGUAAAUACUGGAUGUGUGGUGUGCUAGAUGUGGAAAUAUUUUGCGAGUGGCCGACUCGGAUAGAGUCGCCCUGUCGUGGUAGCACAGCGAGUUGGGUUGAUUCUGAACUGGGCGACGUGGGAUGUUGGGGUCACCCGUUAGCGUCUGGGAAGAGUGAAGUGUCAGGUUUACACGAGUCACCAUUAACGUUUACCUCUCUUUCCACUGCACAACCGAGCUGCAUCGGGAGCUGUGCCAAGCCAGCCCAGCGCGGCUCAGGAGGGUGCCAGGUUGCGUUGCCACUGCCGAAGCCACUGGACAUCUUCGCUUGAAAUGACGAAAACUAUCACCCCGGACCGUGGCCAUGUUGGGGCCCCGAGGCAGUUUCAGGCGUCUUCCUGUGAGGUCAAAAUUUUCUCGUUUGGUUCUGGUUCGGCUUGGGAAAUAGCCACUUGGGAAAACGGCGUGUGCCGACAGGCCUGCGCUUUGGCGCACCAGUGUAAAAGGGGCAUUUGAGGCCUAGGCAUUCCAAACGACCAUUUAUUAUUUCACGGUUGCCUGUCAUACCCGUCCGCUUUGCACGCUAGUUGAUGAUGACGACGAUGCGCAGUGUCGGAAACCUGCGCUGUGAAGUGGGAUGGGAACUGGGGUUUGAUGAGCCGGUCUGUGUGACCCGCCAUUGGUUCAGCUCCCUGUUAUUACUAACCUGGGCUCUCCAAUUCGUAAAGUAGUCCGUGACUAUCGAUUAUCGGCUCCGUUACUCAACUGAUCCGAUAACACGAAAACACUUGGGGAAAUAAUGUCGCUUAUGUCGUGUGCCGGUGGACGGGAGGUUUCACUCUGCCACUCACGGUUAGCGUGGCUCGGAGUGGAUUUCUCGCCCUGGGGUGGCCACGAAGGACUCGUCGAUAACGAUUUCCAUCGGUUUAAGCAACGCGAGCGACUCGUCGUCCCAGCGCGCAUAACGACCCUUGGCAAGAUUGACAACGAUGUGCGGGCCGUGGCUUAACUUGCGUGCAAAUAUAGAGCUCGGUCAUCGCGGAGGUGGAUCGUGGCGGCUCGCGGGGACUGGGGAGUUCGCCCCGGUCUGGUUGAUGCCGUAGCGCGAGUCGCUCGACGCUUUGCGCCAGACGCCGGUGCGAACAAGUGCACGCCUGGGAUGCGAAGCCGCGUGUCAGCACAGCACGUGGUGCUGCAUAUUGUCCCUGUAUAUUGACUAAACGCGGCUUGGACCGCGGUGAAAUUAGCGUACAGUCGGAAUAAGCUAAACGGGUAGGAUCCUUUCCACAGUGGUCGUAACCACGACACUACUGUAAAUGUGCGGUCAGGUGCUCCGCAGAUUGUUACAUCGCAGACUUUUUAAGAGGUGGCGACAGCUUGAGGAGGCCUUCAUCCAGAAGUGGAUUGACCAUGGCUGAUGAUUACCGCGAUUGGAGCCACACAUCCAAGUUUCUGGCCACAGAUGUAAUAAUCGCAACGCGACUCGACGCGCUUUUAGGCGACAACACGCAGAGGGCGGUGGCAGCGUUCAGUAGUGGGUUGUCAGCCUGCACGCACUUCUGUCUGGUGCUGAUGAUGAGUGACUGCAGUAAUUCAUAUUCUUAGUUCUUUACCAAAAGAACUAAGAAUAUGAGUGCAACUUAAUUUACAGAGCGUGUUAGAAUUGGCCAGUCGUGGUUCUUAUUGGAUUGAAUAGCAUUUAGGAAAGCGGUAAGUUACUUGAAUAAAAAAUAUACGGUAGUCAUUUGAACCCCGGGGUACAAAUUCUACUGUGACAAUGACUCCCCCCCCCCAUCCCUGAGAUCACAAUACUAAUAUACUAUUUUAACCUUGGGGUAGCAGAAUUGGGGUUAAGAUUCAGGGUUCUGAUCUCCUGCGGUCAGUAACAGCUUCGGCUAGCACAUGGGCGGGGGUUCAAAAUAGUACACGACGGUGCCACCGUUCGAGAAGGCUCCGUCGCACAAGUGCCCGCUGCCUUUAUUCACGUGCGUCCACCGCGUCCGGAACCCCCUCCCUCCAACGUAACGCUAACGCUGCGGCCGCCACUCGGUAGCGCCGUUCGAGGUGUCGCCUCUAAAGUAUUACACUGCCUGUGAAUUUAAUUUAGUUUCCCAACACUAACCCUCGUGCGUGCGACGGACGUUGUGCGCUGCGAACCCGCCUGCUGCUGUUCUGGUUCGGGGAAGGCCCACUCUGGUUUCUGUGACCCGUGGAUUUUGAAGGUGAAGUUUAUUAUUCAUUCCGUUACCCAGGAGUCGCCCAGACGAUCGCCAUGUUUCCUGAUUUACGUGAUCGGGAGUACAUUUUCAAAUGUGUCAAAUUUGGACCGUGCCGCUGGCCACACGUGGCCUACGGCUCUUUCGAAGCGCAUCGCGGCAUCGACAGCGUCCACUGUGAAGCGGACGGUGCGCAGUAUCGUUACGGUUAAUGCAACCGCAGCGUUAACUGGGACGGCAACAAAGAGGCGGCUGCGUCGCCGGGGGCAGAAGCGAGUCGUGGAAUCCGCCCAUCCCCGCCAUGCCGCACCCAGUUGAGAAUCCGAGAUCCCGAGCGACAGCUGUUCUCCCCCAUGAUCGGAACACUCGAUUAUCCAUCCCGUUUACACUGCCUUGUAUCGUUGCGUCUCGCUCCGUUCUAAAUUCCGUUGGCGUAUAAUCUUCAUCAGUCGUAAAAUCGCUUGGUUCUUGCAGAUGCGAUUCGGUGCCUGCACCGUGAGCGCAAGGACCUGCCUGGGCACGGAACAAUAGCGCACGACCGGAUGCAUCGUCGCGAUGUGGGGCCACGAUUCGUCCCAUAAUUGUACGCUUCACUUGUGUUGAUUUGCUCCAUUAUCCUAAAUGCAUAAUUUACAUAAAUCUCACGUUACAAAUUCUUACACUUGCAUGCGUUGCCAGAGUAAUAACCGAAUUUAUUCUAGAUCUGAAGUUUUCGUGACUGCAAUGAUCCAUUCUCUUUGGUUCUUUCGGUAAAAUCACGUAGGGAAAAAAAAAAAAUAAUUGUGUGCCCCCUACUGUGUGCACCAAAAGUUUUUUUUCCCUCCGUGACUUUACCGAAAGAACCAAAGAGAACCGAAUUUGCCUGGCUACGAACCAGGCCUGGUCCUGCCCGAGUGCCCACGCUAGAAAAGGAACUGCUGCAGGUUGUUCCUCCCCCUCUAAAAAAACUUUCUCCUGUGGGUAUAGUCCAUGGUCCAGAGCAGAAAUGGGUUUGAAGGCAGCAAUACUUUUACUCGACUAAUAUACAAGCGACAUAUACAACAAGAACUCGCUCAUUGCAAUUGGUUAUCACGAAGAAAUCAGAGCCACUAGAGUGAUGCCACAAUAGGUGGUACCGGCAAGGGAGGUAUCUGCUCUGGGAUUGUCCAGCUGCGAUGGGAGCUUGGCGUUUAUGAUGAUGUCACUUUACCCCCCAACCCCUCCCUCCAGAAGCUGCCGUCGCUGUCAAUCACUCUAAAAUUGCACAAUUAAACAGGGCGGGAAUAAGGAAA